AUGAAGAAGCCGGGCGGAACCGAGAAGAAAAGAUAUCUGUUGGAGAAUAAAUCUGUGAUUACUAAGCAAGGUGUGAGUAAGGAUGCGUUUCAGUUGUUUGCCGAGAAAGUUAGGGACAACAAGGGGUUGGAAUCAAGAUGGGCUGUUAUGGAGGAAGCACGAGUCGAAUACGUUAGAGGCAAAUAUUUUGUCAGCUUCUUAAAGAAUCCCCUCGAGUGUAAAGAGAUUCUUGAAGAAGAUAAAGACCUUGACGCGGAAGAUAUUGCUAAUGUGUUGUUGGAAAAGAACGUUUUUGUCCGUUGUGAUCGUGUUACUAAAACUGCUCGUCCUGGGAAGAAAAAGCUCUCUACUUGGCCUGCUCAUAUUGAGAUUUACACAAAAAUCAAGGUUUUCUCUGAAACUGAUGCGUUUCUUGCAUGGACGUUUGAGAAAAGGCAUCCACUGUGGCAAACGCUUCUGUCCUUCUGGCUAAUUUCUUGGGAUCGUGAGCUGGAGUACUACGAUCUUCACAGUGAACUCAUUCAGUAUCGGCGUGCUCAGAUGAUCAAGCAGAAGUUUAUUUCAGAAGAACUUAUUGUAGACUCACACUUGCGCAGGGACAAUGGCUUAUCUCCUCUCAUGCCAGAACAGGAAGAGGUGAGGCAUCAAAUCCACAAGACAGCUAUGUUGAUGGAAGCAACAAAGGAGAGGUGGCAUCUGUGGAGGAAGAUUGGUAUUCUGCAGAGAAGACACGAAAUGAGUAACACUAAGAGAUCAAUGAGAGCUUAA
This is a messenger RNA of Eruca vesicaria subsp. sativa (arugula), 768 nucleotides long. NCBI's taxonomy places the organism in Eukaryota, Viridiplantae, Streptophyta, Magnoliopsida, Brassicales, Brassicaceae. The record is from the annotation of a GenBank genome assembly.